UUCCGGCGCAGUGGCUCUCCCUCCACUUCCGGUUCCGGCGCCGCCGCCAUGGCGGCAGGGACGCGGCUGCUGGCGGCUCCCGGCGCGGCCCGGCCCCGGCUGCCGGUCCAGCUCCUGCCCUGCCGGGUGGAGCGCGACGGGCCCGCGCCCGUGGCCGCCUUCCUGCGUGUCCAGCCCGGCCCCGGAGGCGAGCUGUGGGCCUCCUUCCGGGGGCGGCGCAUGGGGGGCCGGGAGCUGCCGCUGCCCGACGGCUACCAGGGGUUGCUGCUGCGGGAGGAGGAGCAACCCCCCCCCGGUGACGAGGGAGACCCCCAGGACCGGUGGGUGACGGUGACAGGGACCUUUGAUGCCAUCACAGACUGGGGCGCUGAUGCUGUUCCCCCCCCCGGCGGGGGGCUGGCCCUGGCGCUGCAGUGGGGGCCCAUCGCCCACGCGAUCCACGCCCCCGUCUCCGAGACUGAGGACAGUGGGGAGGAGGCGGAGCCCUGACAAGCCCCGCCCACGCGCGAAGCCCCUCCCAGGGGGCGGAGCAUCUGUAAACCCCACCCCCCACCCCCCCCUCAAUAAAGCAGCCAGA
Chroicocephalus ridibundus (black-headed gull) is the source of this 577-nucleotide messenger RNA. RefSeq names its product ribonuclease H2 subunit C (gene RNASEH2C). Gene Ontology annotation, cellular component: ribonuclease H2 complex. Bases 49 to 489 code for a protein of 146 amino acids. Lineage: Eukaryota; Metazoa; Chordata; Aves; Charadriiformes; Laridae. The record is from RefSeq and is a predicted model, not a curated record. Gene Ontology annotation, biological process: RNA catabolic process. The transcript is spliced from 4 exons.